GCAGCACGCAAUGAGAAUCCAUGGAUCUUUUAAAAAUAUUUGGGACUCUAAUGUUAAUAAAGUCAACCAGAGAAGAUGAAUGAAACUGGGCUUCGGAGGACCCUUCCUGACCAGACAUCAGGGAGCGGGCACACCUUUGACACUUCGCACCACCCGAGCAUCACCAACACCAUCCUGUCAAAGCGGGUCUGCUUCUACAAAAGUGGGGAUCCUCAGUUCAGUGGCCUUCGAGUGGUCAUCAACAACCGGACCUGUAAAACGUUCGAUGCGCUCCUGGACAGUCUUUCCAAGAAGGUUCCCCUGCCAUUUGGAGUCCGGAACAUCACGACUCCUCGAGGGAUUCAUGGCAUCAAUACUCUAGACGAGCUGGAGGAUGGGAAAUCGUACAUCUGUUCCGACACCAGGAAAGUCAAGCCCAUUGACCUGGCCCUGGCCCGGAGGAGGCUACCACCUUGGUACCAUGCGAGACCUGUUAGUUCUCGCCACAGGACAGCAAGGUUUUUCCCAGGCAGGAAAAACAUCCACAGAGACGGCAUAGGGGUAAUUCGUACACCCAAAAAACUUGUGGUUUUCCGCAAUGGAGACCCCUCCAUCAGGCAUAUUGUGGUGCUACACAAGAAGACUACACCAAAUUAUGAGUCUAUCCUGGGACACAUCUCAGAGUUGAUGCAGUUCCAUGUGAGCAAACUACACACUCCGGAUGGACGACGGAUUGAUGGUCUUCCAGGUUUGAUUUUGUGCUCUGGAAGUGUGGUGGCUGUAGGCAGGGAGCCUUUCAGGCCUGCAGUGUAUGGUGCAGAUAAAUCUCCAAGUCCAACAAGGCGACCUACCAAGCAAAGGGCUUAUAAAAGACAAAAGACAUCAGUCUCCAAAAAAAUGACACCUUCAUUUUCUUCAAAGUCUAGAAAUUUCUCUACGUCGUCUGAGAGAUACAUCGUCCAUCAGAUUCACAACAGUGUUGGCGAGAACUCCUGUGAUCUACCAACUAACUCCAUUGAGUCGGGUUCAGAUCGAAUACUGGAGUCUUUGGCAGAGACGGAGGAGGACACCUGUCUCAGCAACAGGAAUGGUGAUGAAGGGCAGGACAGCGUUCUGCCCAAUGACGACAACAUUGAGAAGUCCUUUCGGGUGAAUCAGGAUGGCAGCAUGACGGUGGAGAUGAAGGUACGACUGACGAUUAAAGAAGAGGAAACUGUUCACUGGACGACCACCCUGACACGUUCAGUUGCUGCAGAUCAGGCUGAUGUGGCAUGUUUGCCAGAUCCAGAGCAGGAGGUUUGCUCAAAUCAUUCUCAAACUUCUGCUACUUCCACAGACAUUGUCUUUAAGGACAGAACCAGAGACGGCAAUGACGAUGAUCCACCGUCACUUGGAAAUGGAGCUGUCAGUGACACUUUUCAGGAGGAGGAUGAUAAUAAAGACCACAAUGGGUCUUUGCCAUUAUCAAGAAGAGUCCCUACCCCAGGGUGCAAGAAAAUAAGCAAACUCCGAGCUUCUGUGGAGAGCAUUAAGUCUGUAACUAUGGAUGAAAUUGGAGAAGGAAAGACUGGUUCUUAUAUUUUCAGAGAAGAGACAGAGAACAGGACAAUAACAGAGCAGUUCUACAUGGAGAAUCAGAACAGGGCAAAACCAGUUCCCAAACCAAGACAACACGGCUCUGUGGAUGUCAACAGCAGAGAUAUUUCUGCAUUCAAAUCCACUGAAAUUAUGCAGACUGAAUCGGGCGGAGAGGACGUUACUGAAGCACUUAACCUCUGA
Molecule: messenger RNA, 1758 nt
Organism: Xiphophorus maculatus (southern platyfish)
Lineage: Eukaryota; Metazoa; Chordata; Actinopteri; Cyprinodontiformes; Poeciliidae
Product: oxygen-regulated protein 1-like
Exons: 5
Coding region: 76-1758 (560 amino acids)
Biological process (GO): intracellular signal transduction; retina development in camera-type eye; photoreceptor cell development
Cellular component (GO): axoneme
Source: RefSeq, a predicted model, not a curated record